Sphaerodactylus townsendi is the source of this 3546-nucleotide messenger RNA. RefSeq names its product glutamate dehydrogenase 1 (gene GLUD1). Gene Ontology annotation, biological process: L-glutamate catabolic process. Lineage: Eukaryota; Metazoa; Chordata; Lepidosauria; Squamata; Sphaerodactylidae. The coding region runs from base 227 to 1882 and encodes 551 amino acids. The transcript has 13 exons. Gene Ontology annotation, molecular function: L-glutamate dehydrogenase (NAD+) activity. Gene Ontology annotation, cellular component: mitochondrion. The record is from RefSeq and is a predicted model, not a curated record.
GGGCGGUCUCGGCAGCGCCGCGCCCGCCGUUUCCCGGCCUUUUAAAGGCAGCGUCGGGGGCCCGCCCGCGCGUGUUUUUGUGGCGUCUGGCCGCGCGGGCACCGGCCGUUCCUUCCCGGCAGCGCCGCCGCCCUUCCGCUCCCCUCCGCCCUCCCGAGCGCCCUCGGAGCGUCGUCGCCCUGUCCCGUUUGCGGCUGAGGUAACCGCCGCCGCCGCCGCCGCCGCCAUGUACCGUUGUGUGGGGGAGCUUCUGGCGCCCGCCCGCGCCGUCGGUGCUGCCACGUCGUCCCUCUGCGGCGCGGAGCCCGGCUCGGCCCUGCUGGCGGGGAGCGGACCCGGGAGGGUCCCGCCGAGCCGGCGCCGCUACAGCCAGGCGGUGGAGCAGGAGGACGACCCGAACUUCUUUAAGAUGGUGGAGGGCUUCUUCGACCGCGGCGCCGGCAUCGUGGAGGACCAGCUCGUGUCCGGGCUGCGCACCCGCGAGAGCGCGGAGGAGAAGCGGCACCGCGUGCGCGGCAUCCUGCGCAUCAUCAAGCCCUGCAACCACGUGCUCAGCGUCUCCUUCCCCAUCCGGCGCGAGAGCGGCGAGUGGGAGGUCGUCGAGGGCUACCGGGCCCAGCACAGCCAGCACCGCACCCCCUGCAAGGGAGGUAUUCGUUUCAGCACAGAUGUGAGUGUUGACGAGGUCAAGGCCUUAGCUUCUUUAAUGACAUAUAAAUGUGCCGUGGUCGAUGUGCCAUUUGGUGGUGCAAAGGCUGGUGUUAAGAUCAAUCCUAGGAAUUAUACAGAUAACGAGUUGGAAAAAAUCACGAGGCGAUUUACCAUAGAGCUAGCAAAGAAGGGCUUUAUCGGUCCCGGCAUUGACGUGCCUGCUCCUGACAUGAGCACGGGAGAGCGGGAGAUGUCCUGGAUUGCCGACACCUAUGCCACCACCAUCGGCCACCACGAUAUCAAUGCGCAUGCCUGUGUCACCGGAAAGCCAAUCAGCCAAGGUGGCAUCCAUGGGCGUAUAUCUGCCACAGGCCGUGGUGUCUUCCAUGGAAUUGAGAACUUCAUCAAUGAAGCGUCCUAUAUGAGCCUCUUGGGAAUGACUCCAGGAUUUGCAGAUAAGACAUUUGCUAUUCAGGGAUUUGGCAACGUGGGCCUGCAUUCGAUGAGGUAUCUGCAUCGGUACGGGGCGAAAUGUGUUGCCAUUGGGGAAAAGGAUGGUGCUAUAUGGAAUCCCGACGGGCUUGACCCCAAGGAGUUGGAAGAUUACAAACUGCAACAUGGAUCGAUUCUCACCUACCCGAAGGCCCAGGCCCUGGACUGCCACAUCCUGGAAGCCGACUGUGACAUCCUGAUCCCAGCCGCCAGUGAAAAACAGCUAACAAAAGCCAACGCUCAUAAAGUCAAAGCAAAAAUCAUUGCUGAAGGUGCAAAUGGGCCCACAACCCCUGAAGCGGAUAAAAUCUUCUUGGAACGGAAUAUCAUGGUUAUUCCAGAUCUGUAUUUAAAUGCUGGUGGUGUAACAGUGUCUUAUUUCGAGUGGCUGAAGAACCUGAACCACGUCAGCUAUGGACGCUUGACAUUUAAAUACGAAAGGGAUUCAAACUACCACUUGCUCAUGUCAGUCCAGGAGAGCUUGGAAAGGAAGUUCGGGAAACACGGAGGAGCUAUUCCAGUUGUGCCCACUGCUGAAUUCCAGGAUAGGAUAUCUGGUGCAUCUGAAAAAGACAUCGUUCAUUCUGGACUGGCCUACACCAUGGAGCGCUCUGCCAGGCAAAUCAUGCGCACCGCCAUGAAGUACAACCUGGGUCUGGACCUGAGGACAGCUGCCUACGUCAACGCGAUUGAGAAGGUCUUCAAGGUGUAUAAUGAAGCUGGGCUGGCGUUCGCCUAAACGGACAGUCAUCCGCCUCCACCUGGAUACCUGUUGCAUAUCCUCUUCAGCAAGCUUAUCACAAGUUUACAUAGCCACACAAAUCACUUUUCUUUCUCGAUUCCUUAUAGCGGAUAUGAUUUUCAAUUAGCUUCUGUCAGAGCUAGCCUUUUUUAUAAUAAAAGAAAAAAACCAUGGAUUUAGGGCUUAUUGCUGAGACGUACCUAAAGGAAAUGUUUGUUUUUGGGGUGGAGGAGAAGAUGGCGUGUCCCCCAUCUUGAAAUUUUUUUCAAAAAGGUACCUUUGUGUUGCAAGAUCUUGUGGUCUUACCGUGAAACACAUCUUAGCGAAGCUUCAGAUCCACACAUACAGCGUACUGUUGGAGCAAACAGUGAACUGUUCAUGCACUUUGGUUUCAGAUGAUGUUAACCUUAGCUUUGGCACUUUUUUGAGGAAAGGCCUUGUAGGAACAGUGCAGUGGCAUUAUCAAAGACAGAAUGGGGGCCCCCUGCAGGGAAUAACUUUGAUUCUAAUUUUUACAUAUAACAGAGCCAUAGGCCUAGUUCUCUUUGGCAAAUAUGUAUCCUCCCCCCCUUUUUUUUUUUACAAUCUGUGCUCCUGUUAGACUGCCUUUAAAUCAUGUACUCUGCUGCAUCUUGGCUCGUGCACUUUGUGGUGCUCAUAUAGAGAAUGGGUUGCAGGAACUAAUAUUUUUAUAAGCUGGAGCAGUUAUCACUGUACAGGCACCCAUCGGACUGACCUCUUUAGUGUGUUUAAUUGCAUCUCUGCCUAUCCAGUUAGCUUCUUUUUAAAAGAGACGAUAACGUGUUCUUAAGCAUAACCCCCAGGUUGUCCAAAGAAUUUGUGUCACAUUUUAUUCGCCUUGGUUGUGUGUUUUUUUUUCAAGGCAUGUUCAGCGUGGGCCAUUGCCUCAAAGAACAAUUACAACAGAAGUAAUUGGCAACGAGGAGUCGGGCUGUUGCUACAAACCUUGUGUAGUGUCCAGAGGCGUAUUGGGGGAAAUGGUGCCCGGAGACAACUCCUUCUCCAGGUGCCCCCCACGCCCUCCCCCUGUGCUCAGGGGUAUGGCUUGGGGGUGCCAAGCCUCGCCCCCAGGCCUCCAUGCAAACCGAGGCCCCCCCUCCCUGCGGCUUCCGUGCAGGCUGGCAGGGCCUGAGGAGGGCAAAAGCCUCCUUCAUGGAGGACCGAGCUCGGCGGCAAUAGGCAGCCCAGGCAGGUGCUGUGGCUGCCUGCUGCCUAGCCUCGCCCCCAUCUCCCUGCAGACCAGCUCCUGAGCUGGCCUGCGGGGGGGGGGGGGGCUCAACGAUGUGCGCCUGGGGGCAUGGGUGACCCCAUGUCCCUAUAGGCCAUAUGCCUCUGGUAGUGUCUUAUCACACCGACCUUGUGUUUUUUCCUCAUUUGGAGGUUUUUGCAUAGUUUGGAUGCAGAGUUUAAUAAAGAGGGACCUUGAAGCAAGAUCGGAUCACACGUUUGCUGGAAGCCUGCUUGACGAGGUCCACAAUCUGGAGGUCUCCUCUCUAGUGCCAGAUGUAUUUAUGUAACGGAUCUAGAUGUUUUUUAAAGCAAACCGCAGCCCUCCCAGGAACUCAUCCCUUUUUUCUAACUACUUUGUAACUCAUGUUAUAACCUGGCAAUGAAAGCAAUUAAAACUUGACCUUUCCAAA